CUCAACUCAAUCUGCUUCCGGUGCCGCCGCCAACAGAUCCGCUUCUACAACAACGGCGACGGCCAACAAUGGCUCUCCGUCGUCGACAACCCCGCCAAGAUUGUCCGCACGGGACGUAAUCACGGUCCGGGUCUGAUUAUUCUGGCCCUAAUCCCCAUCAUCGCCUUCGGUCUCGGCACAUGGCAAAUCCAACGGCUGGACCAAAAAACCAAAACCAUCGCGAAAUUCGAAGACCGCCUCAUCAAGCCCCCCUGCCGCUACCACCCCGCGUCGACCCCGAUGCGAUCUCCGAGACACCUGCGCCAUGAUCAGGAGAUGCUGGUGGGGCCGCGGAUGCGCGAGGGUGAGGAUGGCUUCUUUGUGAUCACGCCGUUGGAGCGCGAGGGCGAGAGCACGAUACUUGUGAACCGCGGGUGGAUUUCGCGCAAGAUGAUGAAUCAGAAGGAUCGCGAGGAGGGCCUGCCGAGGGGGGAGGUCGUGGUGGAGGGGUUGCUGCGGGAGCCGUGGAAGAAGAAUUAUUUCACGCCUGACAAUAAGCCCGAGGAUGGGAAGUUUUAUUUCCCCGAUGUCCAGCAGAUGGCGGAUUUGACGGGGAGUCAGCCCGUUUGGAUUGAGCAGACUAUGGUCCCGGACCUGGUGGAGGCCUAUACCCGCGAGGCCAAGGGUAUUCCGAUCGGUCGUGCGGCGGAAGUCAACUUGAGGAAUAACCACAGCCAGUACAUCUUCACAUGGUGAGUUUUGUCCGCCCUGGCUGGUAUCCAACAUACGACCCGGUGACGGGGCUUUGCUGAUGCGCUGCAGGUACGGCUUGUCUCUGGCAACGUCCAUCAUGCUGUGGAUGAUCAUUCGCAAACGGCCCAACGAGGCCGUCCGUCGUGUUCGUGCAAACCGGAACUGGUAGUGUUGUCGUGCGCGUGGUCCCGCAUUCAAUCAUGGCGUUCGGCUUGUAUCUUAUAGGAUUCGUGUACAUGUAUCAUUCACGGGGGCAUCGCCAAUCUCAUGUCUUGCAGGAGCUCCUUG
Messenger RNA from Aspergillus heteromorphus CBS 117.55, 1020 nucleotides. Its product is annotated as cytochrome oxidase assembly protein SHY1. The transcript has 4 exons. Gene Ontology annotation, cellular component: mitochondrion; membrane. The record is from RefSeq and is a predicted model, not a curated record. The annotation marks the transcript as partial. Lineage: Eukaryota; Fungi; Ascomycota; Eurotiomycetes; Eurotiales; Aspergillaceae. Gene Ontology annotation, biological process: mitochondrial respiratory chain complex IV assembly.